UUCAAUGACUACGUGUCAACUUCAAUCGACGCGUAGCACGUAGCUAGCCAACACGGCCACUUUCCUUGGAUGUACGAACUUGAUACAGGUUACUAUACUGCACGAUUCUGAGUGAACUAGUUUGUUUUAGUGGAUUAAAACCUUUCGUUACCGAAAAUGCCACCUUCACCAAGUUCAACUUCAGUGGGUUCUGGCGGCCGUUCACCUAGCAAAGCUACCUCGGCACCACGCUCUGCCAGCGGCAGCACGGUGCGACAGCGCAAGUCCACCACCACAACCACCGCCGCCAGGAACCGAAGCACGGGCGCUGGAUCUGGUGGCAUGUGGCGAUUCUAUACUGAUGAUUCCCCAGGAGUCAAAGUUGGACCUGUACCUGUAUUAGUGAUGUCUCUUCUGUUCAUUGCAUCAGUGUUCAUGCUGCACAUUUGGGGAAAAUAUACUAGAGCCUGAAUAAUUAGAUUGUUACUUUUUAUUGGUGAAGAAAGAAUGGUGCGACAGUAUGAUGCAAUGAUUUUUUAUACUUGGAAGAGUGAAAGGUUAAGGAACUUUAUUAAUUUAUGUAUGUAAUGAGAUAGACUUAUCUGAUGUAAGAUUUAAGAUAUUUAAUAAACUAUGAUUCUGAAAACAAAAAUUCUAAACAUUUUUAUUUAUAAUAUAUCUAGAUAUCCAUUUUAAGAUAUUGUAAGUCUCCCAUAACAAGAUUGUGCUUGGAAAUAAAACAUGUUGAGUAAAAUAAUAUGUAA
Pectinophora gossypiella (pink bollworm) is the source of this 743-nucleotide messenger RNA. RefSeq names its product protein transport protein Sec61 subunit beta (gene Sec61beta). The record is from RefSeq and is a predicted model, not a curated record. The transcript is spliced from 3 exons. NCBI's taxonomy places the organism in Eukaryota, Metazoa, Arthropoda, Insecta, Lepidoptera, Gelechiidae. Bases 157 to 450 code for a protein of 97 amino acids. Gene Ontology annotation, biological process: intracellular protein transport. Gene Ontology annotation, cellular component: Sec61 translocon complex.